Messenger RNA from Brassica napus (rape), 1370 nucleotides. RefSeq names its product E3 ubiquitin protein ligase RIE1. The transcript has 5 exons. Bases 112 to 1005 code for a protein of 297 amino acids. The record is from RefSeq and is a predicted model, not a curated record. NCBI's taxonomy places the organism in Eukaryota, Viridiplantae, Streptophyta, Magnoliopsida, Brassicales, Brassicaceae.
UUUUUAUAAAAAUACAGAAGAAACAAAAGUGUACACACCCCUUUAGCUAUUCUGACCUCUCGUCAGCUUCAGUACGAGAAAAAACACAAACCCUAGAUUUAUCUUCAGACCAUGUCUUCUUCUUCACCUCAAUCUCCAACCAUGUCCGAUUCCUCCUCCUCCCCGCUUCUCCGCUCCCGUCAAUCUCCCCGACGCCGCCAGCCCGUAAUCGCGGUUCUGUUAAACCGAGCUACGGGUCGGCGAGGAGCUUCGAUGGUCGUGAGAGAGACGGCCGCGCAGGAGCUCGAGGAGCGGAGAGCCGAUUGGGGCUACUCGAAGCCCGUCGUGGCUCUCGACAUGCUUUGGAACGCGGCCUUUGUGGUUGUCGCGGCUGUGAUGCUUUUGGUUUACAAGGAGGAGAAGCCCAACGUUCCGGUUAGGUUUUGGAUCUGCGGUUACGCGGCUCAGUGCCUUGUUCAUGUGGUGCUUGUGUGGUUGGAGUUUAGGAAGAGGAACGCUAGUAGGAGUGGUGAGGAUUUGGAAGCUGGGGAAGGUUCUGGUGGUGGAGUUAGGAAUGAUAGUGAUGAUGAAGAUGGUGAUGAGAGGAUCCUCAGCACUAAGACUUGUGAAUCGAUGAACACCAUUAUAUCAUUUGUCUGGUGGAUUGCUGGCUUCUACUGGCUUGUAUCUGGUGGUGAGAUCCUUCUAGAAAACGCAUCGCAUUUGUACUGGUUGACUUUUGUUUUCCUGUCAUUUGAUGUGUUCUUCGCCGUCUUCUGCGUUGUGGCUGCGUGUCUUAUCGGAAUCGCUCUCUGUUGCUGCCUCCCUUGUAUCAUUGCUCUUCUUUACGCCGUUGCCGGGCAGGAGGGUGCAUCGGAAGCAGAUCUCAGUAUCCUUCCCAAGUACAAGUUUCAGAUGAUGAGCAAUGGCGAAAAGCAAACAGAUGGUGGCGGGAAAAUGAUACCUAUCGAAGCAGGCACUGAGUAUUCGGGAAACGAACGUGUACUUGAGCCUGAAGAUGCUUGAUGGGUGUUUGUGUAGGACUGUUGUAUAUGUCUGAGUUCAUAUGAAGAUGGAACAGAGCUGGUGACACUUCCUUGUAACCACCACUUUCACUCGACGUGCAUCGAGAAGUGGCUGAAAAUGAAUGCGACAUGUCCACUGUGCAAGUUCAAUAUUCUCAAAGGUAAUGAGCAAGAAUGAAGAGUAGAAGAAGAAAGAGGAUUCUUCCCUUUUAAGUUUGCUUUGGCACUUGUUUUAUUUUAUGUUGUAUAUAGAGAGUAGUAGAGUAGAGCUUCGCGAAGUGAUUAUCAUGUGUAAGCCGUAAGAUAUAUACUUUGCGACUUUGGUGUCAUUCCUGUUUAUCAUAUAUCAAAUAAAGAGUUUAUAUA